Molecule: messenger RNA, 2300 nt
Organism: Fundulus heteroclitus (mummichog)
Lineage: Eukaryota; Metazoa; Chordata; Actinopteri; Cyprinodontiformes; Fundulidae
Gene: poldip3
Product: polymerase (DNA-directed), delta interacting protein 3
Exons: 10
Coding region: 63-1496 (477 amino acids)
Biological process (GO): mRNA export from nucleus
Cellular component (GO): nucleus
Molecular function (GO): mRNA binding
Source: RefSeq, a predicted model, not a curated record
CCAUCAUGUUAGUAUAAAAAAAUCCGUGACGCGCAUGCGCCGUGGCAGUAGCGUACGAGAAAAUGGCAGACGUCUCGUUGGAUGAAGUUAUACGACGGCGCGGUAUUAACCUAAAACCUCCAGCUAAACGGCCCAUGUUUGGACGUGUUGGGGGCGGGGAGAGUAAAAAUUUUGAUGCCAGGCAAAAGAUCGGAGUCAGUGAUGCAAGACAACGCCUGGGAGGGGGAACAGGUUUUCAAGUGAAGGAUGCCAGAGAGAAGCUGGUUCAGAAAGAUGCUCGGUUCAAAAUCCGUGGCAGGGGAGGAUCAGGAGCUGUGCAGGAUGCUCGACAGAUGAUCAACUCACGUAAACAGGGGCAAAGUCAGUUUGGCACCCCUGCACAGACCACACUAAAGGCAGCGAUAGUACAACAGCUGCAAAGCAAGACGCCUGUGCCACAGAUACAGAUACAAGCCAACAGUACUCUUGCUAGCGCAAAUCCUAGGCUUUUUACCACUAAUGUACAAGGACUGAAUACCAGAGUCAGCACAACACCACAGCUGAGCAACAAUGUACGAGUAAUGGAUGCUCGCGAUAGGCUGAGCCUUAAGAGGAGCAUUGGAGGAACACAGACGCAAGCGGCUGCUGAGCCAGCUCUAAAAAUAACAAAGACCAUCCAGCAACGUCCAGCUGGGACCUUAGGUGGGAUUCGUGCAAUGACGCAGCCUGCCUUAAGUGACCUUGACACCAUUCCCAGCAAACAGAUAAAGAUCACAACUGCCAACAAUAUGCUCCAGUCCCGGAGUGGCCCGGCAAGUUCCCUGUUCUCCAUGACAGCCCCGAUCACUAAGGUGGUUAAAAAUGAUGCCUACACCGCCCCGCGGCCUCCCGUCCCUGUGGUGCCCACCCGGCCUAACACCAGCACGGCUGCUGCCAGUUCCUCUGCUGCAGCUUUGCGUCCUGUCUCCAGAACUCUGCAGCAGAGGACAGCUGAAGCCGUCCCUGCAGCACCUGCUCCUCCUCAGCCUACUUUCAGCCCGUUGGAGGGAACUAAAAUAACCGUGAACAACCUUCAUCCCCGGGUUUCUGAGGAAGACAUAGUGGAGCUGUUCUGUGUGUGCGGUGCUUUGAAGCGAGCGCGCCUGGUGAAGGUGGGUGUCGCUGAGGUGGUGUUUGUCCGUAAGGAGGAUGCCGUCAGUGCAUACAGGAAGUACAACAAUCGCUGCUUGGAUGGCCAACCCAUGAAGUGUAACCUUCACAUUCAGGGAAGCGUCAUCACUUCUGAUCAGCCCAUUUUACUAAGACUCAGCGACACCCCAGGAGCAGGCGGCAGCGUGAAGAAAGACGGCCUGCCGCCUUCUCUGUCCCGUCCCAGCGGCCAGCGAGCCUCCUCUCAGCCCACUGCUGAAGUGGACCCCCAGACCAUUCUCAAAGCUCUGUUCAAGUCCACCACACAGUCCACCUCCACCACCGAGGCGCCCAGCUCACAAACCACCGCCUUUCGCAUCAAGAUAUAAAGCUGAUGUCCGGAACGAAUGCGCUGCUGUGUUUCAGCGUUCUCAGUGUUCCCAUUAAAGCCGUGGUUCCCACUGAUGGCAAGCAGCCCACAUUCUCUGAUGAAACUGGUUUUUAAACAUUUCAUUGAGAUGAGUCCUUGGAACGAUGGGUUAGAGGAUGAUCCACGUCCUCUUUAUCGUAGGUUUUGUGUAAUCCAGUGUUACUUGGACCAGCUGAAGAAAUGUUGAUAUUUUAAAUCAGCAUAAAGAUGGGGUGGUAGAUGUGUUGUUUUAUAAAAUUUGGCUUGUUUUUACUCUGCAGGUAUCUGCACCUUCCAAAAGGGUGAUUUAAAAGAAUACCCGACAGGCAAUUUGAAAGCUGAAGCUACAAAGAAUCAACACCAUUUAAAAACAUGCACACAUGUGGUUGUUUAGUUAUUAGAACCUCUAUCAGAGCUCAGUCUAUUUGACCAGAAUAUUUCAGUUUUCUUUAGCAAUGAUUCCCCACUUUGGGACCUGGUAAAACAAAUUACCAGUUCUGCUUGUAAAAAAAGAACAACAUACAUGUAUUACAGCAGCAGGAAGAGACCAGGACCAGGUUUUCAUUGGAUUUCCAGUUGGUGUGGAAUUCAGUGCUCUGUAACGAGUUCCUCGUGCUUGUUUAGUUUUGGAGCAGAGUAAAUAUAAUUUGUUGUAGUACACAUUACGCUCUGUUUAUGGCAAACAACUGUAAAAACUUUUAGGUUGCUUUUUUUUUUUGUCAGUCGGGGAUGACGGAUCUGUUUGUGAAAUGUUGCCAUUAAAUAUUUAGCUUUUUAGAUCUAG